AACAUUUUAUCACUUUAUUACUUUUGAUUUCUUCAGAUGUUUGCACACACAAAUGAAAAUCCACCGUUCCGGCCGUUUGCAGAGAUCACCUGAGUGUCGAGUUGCAGAGAAGAGUAAAAACCUGCCGGACAAGUUCACCUCUGCCUGGAUUUUAAACAAGUAUAACGUACAUCUGAGCACACAUGCAUGAUGUGUGGCAUCACUCAGGAAGUGGUGAUGAAACAACAAAGGCAGAAAAGCAGAAGAGUGUCUGGCACAGUAACAGACAGACAGAAACACUGAAAAUUCAACAGAGAGAUGGGCAUGAGUGACACCAUGACAAGCAACUGCUCAUUUGAAGAGGUGGACCAAAUGAUGAGAUACUUGGAGCUGAUCAUCUACAUGCCCAUAUUCCUCAUUGGUCUGCUUCUCAAUGUCGCCGCGCUCCUGGUGUUCUGCCUCUUUCUGCGGAAGUGGACCGAGUCGACCAUCUACAUGACCAGCUUGGCUCUGAUGGACCUCCUCCUCCUCUUCCCUCUUCCCUUCAAGAUGCACGCCACCAAUCACCUCUGGCCCACCCACCUCCAGUCGUUCUGCUCCGUCCUGGAGAGCCUCUAUUUCAUCGGGAUAUACGGCAGCAUCUACACCAUAAUGUGUAUAGCUGUGGAUAGAUGGGUGGCUAUCUGUCACCCGUUCAAAGCCAAGCAGCUGCGUUCCCCCAGAGCGGCUCUGGGGAGCUGCGUGGGGGUCUGGGCGCUGGUGCUGGCAGCAAUCUCUCCAACCAUCUACGGAUUCAGGCAGGGCAGCCGGACAGAGUUCCACUGCUUCCAUGCCUUUUCCCAGAAAGGCUGGAGCCCUCAGCUGAUCAUCUGUCUGCAGGUGUUUGGCUUCCUGCUGCCUGCUCUGGUGGUGAUUUACUGCUCACUUCAGACCAUCUGGGCUCUCCGGCAGUCCGGCCAGCGCAGCGCCAGGAGCCGGGCCUGCGUGAAGAUCAUCUACAGCAGCCUGAGCGCCUUCCUGCUGCCCUUCACCCCGAGCCACUUGGGCAUCCUCCUGCAGUUCCUGGUGCACCAGGGGGUGAUCCAGGACUGCGGCACCAAGACCAGGAUCAGCCUGUUCAUCCAGAUCGCCAUGUGUCUGUCCAACAUCACCUGCUGUCUGGACGCUCUGUGCUACUACUUCAUCGCCCACGAGGUGAGGAGCACCAAACGCAGCUUCAGGAUGUCGAUGAGCCAAAGAAGAGCCACAAACAGCACUUCAGAGGUCUGAACACAGGACUAAUACAAUGCAAGUUAACAUACAGUUUGACCCCAGAGGACCUCUGGUAGUGAAUACAAGAUCUGACAUCCUGUUUUAGGGCCCACGAAGAGCCAGUGGUGGUUCAGGUAGCUGAUGAGGCACCCGCUAAGACUAGCGGGUGGAAAGAAGCAGGUCAGAGUGCAUUUUCAAAUAACCGUCAAGCUGAAAGCAGAGCUAUGUGAUCUGGUCCAGCAGCAGGAAGCCGACAGGCAUCUCUGUAACCUCAAACAGCUCUGAUACCCAAAAUGUAAGCUGCAAAAAGAAAAUCCAGCAUCAAGCCACAAUGUGACAUGGUUCUCAAAUGAACUAAGGGAGACAGCUCAAAGCGCUCUCAGGUCACUGAGUCCUGAACACUGACGAUGAGAGAUAAACUGACGUGUGGGGUGAUUCACUUUAAGGCUGUAAAACCUGCACAGGCAGCUCACUGCAGAGGUUUGUUGUUCAGAUCCUCAAGAAAUGAAGUCAAAGAUUAGUAGAAGGAGCUGCUAUUAUUCUGAAGCUUUUUUUAAAAACAAGACAAAGAGAUGGUAACAUUUCAGACCGGUCUGCUUCAAUGUACACUUGGUAAGUUAUGAAAGGUAUUAUAUUACUUGUAGAAUUAGUCAUGCCUUAAAAGACGCAACUAAUUACUGAUCAUAAUUACUCAUAAAGCAUAAAUAAUUUGUAAUAAAUCAAAUGGAAAUUUAUAUUAAAAGUCAAGUUGAAAUAAGCAAUUAAUUUAAAUGAAUUUGAGAAAAUAAAUUAAUUAAACUUACAAUUUGAUUAAAAUAUGAAUUUAAAUCUUUCCCUAUCAAGUACAUAAAUAAAUCCGACACCACCAACACAAAAAUGUAAAAAUGAAUUAUGGAUUGAUAAAAUAAAAUAAUUAGCUUAACAAAAUUGACUUAAUAUUUUUCUAGCUAAAGUGUUGAUCUGCCGAUGGAGACUUCUUAAACAAAUAUGUAUUACUUGUAACAGAAGUUACAAGUAACUGUAAAUGUCAUAUCAAAUUUACAUUAACUAAUAAAUUCAAUGUAUUCUGCUUUUUUUAAUUUACAGAAGGAAGAUUUAUUUAUGCAUUCACUCGAUAAAUCAUUCAUUAAAUAAAGCCUGAGUCAGAGUAGCAAAGAUUUUCUAACUUGUCUAGAUUUUAAAUUGAAUCUUGAACUUAUUAAUGUAAACUCAAAUAGUAUUAAUGAUUAUACUUAACACAUUUCUAAUAAUGAAUUUUUGCAGUUUUACGGACCCAAACUGACUGACUGCAUGUUUCUUUUUGUCUUCAACUUAGACUCUUAGUAGUGUAUAUACUGUAUAUGACAUGUUGUAGCUCAUGACGUAUGUAAAUAUUAUGGACAUAUACUUCAUCUUGUAUCUAAAAUGUUCAGAUUGUUUUUAAAUGUAUCAGAGGUGCAAUGAUGUUUUUUUUUAAAUUGUUCAAAGUCAAGUGUUACAGGGAGACAGCCUAUGCACUUCAAGAAUGUUUUGAUAUUAGUAUGUUCACGGGGGCACAUUUGAUUUAUGCACAGUCAAACCUAAACCCAAGUGAAGUACAUGAAGCUCCGGAAGGCGUUUAGGGAAUUUACUGAGCAUUAGUGCUGUUUUUAUUGGAUACAGUAAUCAAUGAAAAGCUAUUUUCUAAAACCAGAAACAUGACAUGAAACUACCAUGUGCUGUUUUUCUUGCAUUUACUCGAGUCUCGGUACUUUCAUUUUGCACUAGUAUUGCCAUUGUUGAGUUUCAGUCUCAUGUGUUCGUCCUCAAUUCUGUUUUGUUUUUCAGUUAUUUUUCAUUUCUGUUUCUGUCUUUUUCAUAUUACAUUUUUUUAAAGGAAAUUGUUUUUGUGAAGCCACCAAGUGUCUAGAUCCAACUCACAGAGUCUGCAGGUGUGGUGUUUUUUCCGUUCUUUUUUUUUUUGCAAUAAAGACAAAACAAAGUGAUGUAAAAUUAGUAUUCAUCAGGGAAAAGAGCCUGACAGCAGAAUACUAUAGAUUCUGCAAACUCACAGAAAGGAUUUCUUUUAUUUAUAACUUGUAUACGUCAAACAUACAAGGUACGAGCACUUAACUUGUAUGUUUGAUGCCUGUUUUAAAAGCUGUUUAACAUUUAACACUGACUUGUUGACGUUUGGAGGAAAUAUCCAUAUACUGGUUUUAUCAACACAUUUCCACUUCAGUUUAAAAGGGAAAUUUAGCUAACCACGUG
This is a messenger RNA of Amphiprion ocellaris (clown anemonefish), 3459 nucleotides long. Its product is annotated as G-protein coupled receptor 55. The record is from RefSeq and is a predicted model, not a curated record. Gene Ontology annotation, molecular function: G protein-coupled receptor activity. Lineage: Eukaryota; Metazoa; Chordata; Actinopteri; Pomacentridae. The transcript has 3 exons. Gene Ontology annotation, cellular component: membrane. Bases 298 to 1248 code for a protein of 316 amino acids. Gene Ontology annotation, biological process: positive regulation of Rho protein signal transduction; phospholipase C-activating G protein-coupled receptor signaling pathway.